ACACACACUCACACACUCACUCACACCUACACGCACACUCACACACGCUCACACACACAUUCACAUAUACACGUUUACAAACACAUUUAUGCAUAAUACUGCAUCAGUUUAUAGAAAACCGCGUAGUCAAGCACACACACAUACAUACAUACAUACAUACAUACAUACAUACAUACGCACAUAUACACUCAUGCAAAUGCUGCGCAAAAUCACACAGGUUCAUAGACAUACUCGGAGACACAAUACACGACACGCAUCAUUAUUGUCAUCGUCAUCUUCACUACCAUAUCCACCACCACCACCACCACCGGUACCGCCAUCGUCACCUUCGUCAUUACCGCCAUCAUUAUCAUCAUAGUCUUCAUCCUUUUCAUACUGAGGAUGUUGAGCUCGCGUGCGUGUGUGCGUGUACGAGUGCGUGUGUGUGAAUAGAUGAACAUCUCAUUUUAAAAUAAGCGACGAAACACAAAUAGCCUUGUUUAAUGUGUUUAUGCAUAAUAAUUGGUAAAGACACACAUAUACUGAAAACUAACCCCUGCACAUUCACAACACGUAUCUAAUACACAAACAUACAUACAUAUAUGUACACACACAUAUGCAUACAAGUGCACUCAUAUACCUCAAAGGAUUAUCAUGAUUAUUCUUAUAAAUGUAUUAAAUUGCACCAAAGUGAAAGGAUAUAAAAAUUCUGGUUUAUGUAUAUAGUAACAUGCACGCGCGCACAUUCACCUCUAGAGACGCAAAUAUACACACUUGAGUACAUAUAUGUAUAUUUUGGUUAGUAACAGUACAAUGUAUCUAUACACACGUCCAUGUACAGCAAGGGGCAGUGGCCAAGCAGAAAAAAUAAAUUCUGAGAAUCUAAAAGCAAACAAAAAAUAACAAAAAUUCUAAUGGUUAAAAUAUGUUAUUUCUAAAACAAAAAUAAUUUUACAUUUCUUUGAGGGUGGGUUUAUUUCAAAGUUUUAUGUUAUAUAUCAUCAGACAUCUUAUUUCCAUGUGUAUUCUUUAUAAAAUUCUUUAUAUUUUUCCCCCUUUUAAUAUACCUUGUAUGACGUUUGCGAAACAAGAGUUUUCUCUGUGUGUGUGACUGUAGAUAUAUUUGUUACCUAAAAUCUACAAUGAACUUAGAUUCGAAACCCAGCUAAUUGCAAUUACAGAGGACUAAAUACUUGUUACUAAACCAGAGCUGGUUAAAGCUAAACAUAGACGGAUUGGUGACGCCUCUUUCAACAAAACCCUAAACCAAUCGCAAAUGAAAUCGUGAAGUGACCUCAGAAAUGUAUCAGUAUUACAGAUAUUCACCGACUAUUUUCAACACAAAAAUAUCAGGUAAGACUAAUGAAAUAUCCAUUGGCAAGUCGAGGAACGGAGGUUGAAUUAAAUCGUAAGCAUACCACAAUCCGAUUAACAGCACAGUUAUGUUGAUAUGUACACGCACAAAUACAAUCGCACACACCUACACAGGUACAUGAAACAGGUGAAUACAAGAAAUAUAAAAAAUAGGUGUGAAAAGGUUUGUUUCCGGACAUGAACUUCCAUUAAAAUAUACCACAAUGUUUUUCAAUUGAAACGUCAUCCAAUCGCAAAUUGAAUUCUCUAACUUCUAUAAACUGAUCAUGUGGCCACUUUCUUCAAAUAUUCUCAACUGCAUCCUCAUUUGUUGGCAUGUAUGAUCGAUAAUCUUCGUGCUUUCUUGGUUCUUAAUUUUGCCACGCAUACCAACCAGGUCACUUAUCUGUGAUGAUCCUGACUAAAGUAACGUUAAACAACGCAAUGUUACGAUACAAGAAAUCAUAAACUCAAAUAUUGACAACAGUAACACCAAACUAUAAUAAGAAUAAAAAGAGGAGCAGAAGAAGCGACGACAGAAAGAAAAAAAUUGUUAAAUCUACGAAAUCUCUCAUCUAACCAAUAACACAAACGCUACUUACAAUAAAAUAACAGUGUAAUGAUAUUAUUAGUGCUCCGAAGAAGGUAAAAACAAACAAAGAGUUGUUUAUGGAAAUGAGUGUUUUUAACCAUAGCACACAUCAGUUUAACGCCAUGAGUGUUAAUCCGUCACCGUCCCCCAACUCCGGUUCAUCGUCAGCAGCAGCAGCAGCAGCGGCGGCAGCAGCCGCCGCUGUCCACUUAAGCAGUUAUGGCCUUGAAAAUACAACAGAAUUAGGGGACUGGUUCUUUGGCUGGAACGAUACAUGGAACGAAACUAACAACGAUUCGUCGUAUAGUACGUCUUCUGAAGCACCUUCGCAAACUCCUCUUCCACUCUGGACAACAGUGAUACUCGGUAUCAUGGCGGGUGUGUGCAGCCUAGUCACUGUGCUAGGUAACGCCAUGGUACUGUUUUCCUUUGCUAUUGAGCGAACCAUUCGCCAACCGACGAACUAUUUUAUAGCAUCUUUGGCAGUAUCUGAUCUUUUGAUCGGAUCGUUUUCAAUGCCAUUUUUCACAUCGUAUCUUCUACUUGGAUAUUGGCCCAUGGGUCCUUGGCUAUGUGAUCUCUGGCUAUCACUAGACUGGACAGUGUGUCUAGCUUCACAAUAUACAGUAUUUCUAAUUACAAUGGAUCGUUUUUGCUCUGUUAAACUUCCAGCCAAGUACCGGAACUGGCGGACAGAAAGAAAAGUAAUAAUUAUGAUAGCCGUGAUAUGGGUGUUACCAAUUUCAAUUUUUUUCACUUGUAUUAUUGGUUGGCAAUUUUUUGUUGGAAAGCGGACUGUGCCAGAACGUGAGUGUGAAGUACAAUUCAUGAGUGAUCCGGUGUUUCUUCUACUAUUAACAAUUGGAUAUUAUUGGACAACAUUAAUUGUUAUGUGCGGUCUAUAUACAGGCAUUUACAGAGUGGCCUUGAUGUUGCAGAGAAAAUCAGAAGCAAAACAUAAAAAAAUAAGUGCUGCAAUGGAAAUGGCAACAGACCAGAUACGACAAGCUCACUCUCUAAGAGCAGGGCAUGUUGACAAAACGGGGGUUGGUAAGGAUCACAAAGAUGGAAACAAUGUAGCAAUGACCACAACAAGUUUCAGUUCUAAGCGAAACAGUGAAAAGGAAGAAGAGCGGUCAAGUAGUCCAGCUUUUGCUUCAGAUGAUGAAAAUAGUAGUCAGUCUCCUAAACCAUCCAAGAAACCAUCUCCGAAGGAUCUUCCACAAUUACUGUGUGAUAUUGGGAAAGUCCCGGCCGGUUUAAUUGAAGAUGCACCUAUGGCAACGAGUAAGAGUCAUAUUAAAGCCAAUGGCAGCAAAAAAAAUAAGGGAAAUCUAAAAUUUUCAACGAAACAAAGUCAGAAAAGCAAGAAUAAUGUAGCAGAAAGUUUAAACAAUAGAUCUAUGUCAAAUGCUAACACAAAUACUGUUAUGGCAUUAUAUGAACCUGCCGAAGUGAAAACUGCUCAGAAAUCAUCGAGAUCGACUUCUUUAGUUGAUAAACAAAACUCUACAAUCCCUCUUCUCAUAAAUGAAACCAACAAAUUUGCCUUUGAAGAAGGAAUUCAAGAAACUGAAAAUAUAUUAAAGAACGAAGAUAAUGCGGCAGUGGAUGACGAAGAAGAGGAAGUUUUGAUAGACUGUAGUAUUCCUCACUUAGAAGCUGAAUCCGCUGAAAGUGUAAAGCUUCUUCCAGAGAUCAUGCCAGACGUGACAUAUACUGGAGACAACAAUUUGAUAACUUUGGAUUCAUGUGAACCUGAGAGCAAUGAAGCCCAGAAUUCUCCUGUUUGGAAGAGGAGAUCUCUGGUCAAGUAUUCAGCAUCAUCUCCGGCCAUAGACCUAACCGCUUCUUCGUCAGCAGUUGCGGAAGCCAGUUAUUCUAGUUAUGAUGAAGAUGGAGGAGAGGGAGGCGAAGAAGGAGAAAUGACCAGUUUACUUCAGCAGUGUAUCUCUCAACCUUCUGUGAUGAUGACGGCCACAACAGCAACAACGCCCCCACCAACUACAAUGUCCUCAGAAAUAACAACAGCUGAAAUGGAACCAGAAAUUGAUAAUACUGCAGCCACAAUACUUACUAUGGCAAUGGAGGAAAUACCGAAAGUGAAUUCCACAGCUUCGGACUUUUCUCCUCAUUGUCCUGAUAAUUCGUUUCGAUUUCCCGACACAGAUUAUGAGAAAGAAAAUACAAAUUUAGCCAAUGAAGGCGCCAUAUUGGAAAAUUACGAAAACAUACAAGAACAACUAGAAGAGCAGCAUCAGCAACACCAUCCCCAACAGGAAGAAAAACAAAUAGAGCAAGAAGAAGAGCAAGAAAAACCACAACAAACUGAGGACAACAAUGAGCUGCAGAAACAAUUAGAACAGGAGCAACAACAAAAGCAACAGCACCUAGAAGAGGAACAAACACAGAAACCAGAAAAGCAAGAUCCACAACAAAAACAGGAAAAACAGAAACUGCAGAAACCGCAUACCACAAACAAUCAAAAUGAUGAUUUGACUAGUGUAACAUCUAAACGUAAUCUAAAAUACAGCAGCCCUUUCCAAACCAUAGUGAAAAAUAUGGGUAAACAGAAGGUACGGCGGAGAUCAAAGAAAGAAAAGACGAAAUCAAAAUCAGAAAAUCGUGCAAGGAAGGCACUGAGAACAAUUACAUUUAUCUUAGGUGCCUUUGUUCUGUGUUGGACACCAUAUCACUUAAUGGUGGCCAUAAUCGGUAUGGGAGGAGGCAACAGUGAAGUUAGUGUCACCCUGUAUAAAAUUACUUACUGGCUGUGCUAUUUAAACAGUCCAAUUAACCCCUUCUGUUAUGCUUUUGCCAAUGUACAAUUUAAACGAACCUUUUUGAGAAUUCUACGAUUUGAUUGGCACCGGACAUGAAGCAAAUUCAACAUUAAAGAAAGUUAUACUAUAUAUGCAUACCCAUAUGUAUACAUUAUAUAUAUAUAUGUAUA
Messenger RNA from Octopus bimaculoides (California two-spot octopus), 4877 nucleotides. Its product is annotated as muscarinic acetylcholine receptor gar-2. Lineage: Eukaryota; Metazoa; Mollusca; Cephalopoda; Octopoda; Octopodidae. Gene Ontology annotation, cellular component: plasma membrane. Gene Ontology annotation, molecular function: G protein-coupled acetylcholine receptor activity. The record is from RefSeq and is a predicted model, not a curated record. Gene Ontology annotation, biological process: positive regulation of MAPK cascade; adenylate cyclase-activating adrenergic receptor signaling pathway.